AGGGCCUUGAUGGAUGAGGUAGAGUAUGAUGUUAUGAAAGCUCGUCAGAAGAAGAGUGUAAGGGUGAAGUCGUACCGCAUAAGGCCUGAUGGGACGCAGGAGAGGACCAAGAUUCCCUUAGCCCAGUCAGAAGCAUUCUUAACAGAAGUUUUGGAGACCGUUUGUGAGAGAAUGAAUGACUACAAACUUGAAGAAGAUGAGGAAACCAAUGCAAGGACAUUCAAGAGAUUUGCUCCAAGGAAAGGGGACAAAAUAUACAAAGAAUUCAAACGAUUCUAUUUUUAUUCUGAUGCUUACAGACCUUUGAAAUUUGCGUGUGAAACUAUAAUAGAAGAAUAUGAAGAUGAAAUAUUCUCACUUAUCGCCCAGGAGGCAGACCAUCUAGCUGACAAGUUGUGCAGUGAAAAAUCAGAUAUUUGUGCUCCUUCUUCUACUAGUCAUACUGAACUUUAA
Gracilinanus agilis (Agile Gracile Mouse Opossum) is the source of this 453-nucleotide messenger RNA. RefSeq names its product canopy FGF signaling regulator 1 (gene CNPY1). The record is from RefSeq and is a predicted model, not a curated record. Gene Ontology annotation, cellular component: endoplasmic reticulum. The transcript is spliced from 4 exons. Lineage: Eukaryota; Metazoa; Chordata; Mammalia; Didelphimorphia; Didelphidae. The coding region runs from base 10 to 453 and encodes 147 amino acids.